Messenger RNA from Alternaria burnsii, 1500 nucleotides. RefSeq lists its product as uncharacterized. Lineage: Eukaryota; Fungi; Ascomycota; Dothideomycetes; Pleosporales; Pleosporaceae. Bases 1 to 1500 code for a protein of 499 amino acids. The transcript is spliced from 2 exons. The record is from RefSeq and is a predicted model, not a curated record.
AUGAGCUCGAGCUAUUUUCACCGUGUCGUUGCACAGAGCCGGCGAAACCCUUGUCUCUCCGACCUCUGCGAAUUUCUCCAACAGCCAACUCGAGCCCAUAACCAGUCUCGCACAGUAUGUAUAGACAUCUUUGAACAGCCUGUGCCUGUAACCCAGAGAGAGAUUUCCGCAAAUGAUUUUGGUCAUGAGCUGCGCAAGCCAAUAGAUCAGCCAGAAUUCUUUGCGCCCGAUCACAGGGGCCGAAUCUUGAUCAUUGAAGAUAUCUCUAAACCUGCGUUGGAAGAGUUAGGGUCUUUCUUCGAUAUUGACCCUUGGUUCUUUGCUUCCUACGUGCAUCAAACGUGGCGCAAAACUAGCACACAGAGUCCUGCAAAUUGCUCUCUGCCUUCACGAGAGAAGAAACAGAAUUUCCUGCCGCUGCAUUACCAUAGGAUUGUAGCUUUGCAACAGAAAGAUACGACUCUGAGAUCAGUAACACGUAAUACAAACCAGCAACGCAAGGCAGUCAUACUUCCGUCGCUAGAUGGAGAACGUAUUGGCUUGGUGCAGCAUAGUGCUUCAGUCAUGUUAAUAAAUCCUCCUGCACAGAUUUGGACCGCCAUCAUCCUCGUCGACCCGCCCAUCAAGAACAACUAUAUCCCAUCGAAACGAAAUAGUCGGCUCCCGCCGAAUCUAGAUUCCAAAACUUUCCUUGGCGGGUACGAAGAUUUCUCUGACAUUAAAUCUCCAGUCACUCCAAGCGAUACUGGAAAUCACCGCCAUGUAGCUCAAGCAUCUGAUCGAGCGAUGCUUGACGAGCUCGUCUACUACUGGACACACCAACGUCCUCAAGCCUUCGACCCUUCCGCCCCGGCGCUCCAGCACUUCUCCUACUACCCUCUUAAGAUCGUCGCUGCCGAAUGGGUAAACUACAUCGCCGUCCUGGGCCUCAGUCUACGCGAAUAUGAACUUCGCACUUCGUUAACGGGCAACCUCAUUGCUGAGCUGGAAUCUCUCAACACGAACCUCCGAAUCCUACAGGGCUGGCGCCGCCGCAUUCUUUCAACACAAGCUAAACUGCAUCGCAACAUGCGCUUUAUCAGAACGCGCUCGAAUGGUUCUUCUACUGAGGACUGGGAAGAUAUGUUAGAAGAUUAUGAGUUCUUGGCAAGCGAAGUGGCGAAUUAUGGCGACAAACUAGAGGCUAUGGUACCACUUGUCACGUCUGCGGCUGCGCUAAUCGAGAGUCGAAGGGCGCUGACGGAGACGGAAAACGUGACGCGGCUCACCGCGUUGGCGGUGAUUUUUAUCCCACUGAGUUAUGUAGCGGCACUGUUCAGUAUGGCAGACGCUUUUGCUCCAGGGGGGCAGUUGUUUUGGGUGUAUUUUGUGACAGCAGUGCCUCUGGCAGUAGGGGUAGGGCUUGUUGCUAAGGUGGAUGUGGUGGCUGUCGUGAGAAAGUCUUGGGAGAGGGUGAGACGGUGGAUGAGAUCUUAUUGUUCUCGAGUCGUGUCUCCAUGA